Osmia lignaria (orchard mason bee) is the source of this 2390-nucleotide messenger RNA. NCBI's taxonomy places the organism in Eukaryota, Metazoa, Arthropoda, Insecta, Hymenoptera, Megachilidae. The record is from RefSeq and is a predicted model, not a curated record.
CAGUCUAUGAGUGUAAAAGAUUGCACUACAAUAAUAAUAAAAUAGUAAAUACAGUGUGCAAUAUCGGAAGUGGCAUAAAUGGUCCACAAUACGUUGAUACAAUGACAGAUUUUAUAUGUAAAUAGAUAAGUACGUAAAUAAAUAAGUAAAAAAGUAAAGAAAUUAUUCUCGAUACGGAUAAGUAUUAACAAAAGAAAGGUGUUAUACAUUCAAUUUAGCCGCUUAAGAAAAGUUAGUAAGCAUGGAAGAAAAACGUGGUUCUAACAUAGUGGAAGAUGAAGAUCUAGAAGAAACAGAGAAUAUAAUAAUAAAUGAAGUUGAUGGAUUACCAAAUUUACAUCCUAAUUACCAGCAGUUGGGGCUUGAGUUUGAUGUACAGAAAGAUCAUAAUGAUUUAAGUACAAGGUCUAUGGAAGAUUUAGUACAUGAUGAAGAUUUGCCAACCUCUGUCAUUGUAACUAAUGUAGACCCUCGAGUUUUUAAAAGUGAUGAAUUGAAGAAAGAAAUAGAGAAUCUCUUUAAAAGAUUUGGAGAGGAUGCUACAUUUCAAUAUUUUAGAUCAUUUAGAAGAAUGAGAGUAAAUUACAGUUCGCCAAAUGCAGCAGCAAAUGCCAGAAUACAGUUACACCAAACACAUUUUGGUGAGACCGAUAUCAAUUGUUAUUUUGCACAACCUGUUACUCCCAUAGACAUAGAAGAUCAACAUCUUCAACCACCAGCUCUCACUAAACAGUUCUUAAUUUCACCACCUGCAUCACCACCUGUUGGAUGGGAACCCAGAGAAGAAAACGAACCUUUAGUUAAUCAUGAUUUAUUAGCAGCUAUAGCAAAUUUAUCUGCAGGAGGUAGUCAUGAAUUACACCCUGGAGGUUCAGGACAACCAGGCAUAGUUGUUCACGUUUGCGAAACGACAAAUCCUAUGAAAACCGUUCCACGUAUUCAACAUACACGUUGUCCAGAACAUUCGUAAGCAAUUUAACUAGAAAUAUUGUCCAUCCUAUGACAAUGAAUUAUUUAUCCAUCCAGCAAGCAAUUAGAAGCAUUACAGACAAUGAUAUUCAACAUUUAAAAAUUUGUUAUUGUCAUAUUGAAAAAUUGAUAUUUCAUUCAUUUGUGAUAAUAAUUAUCACAGGAAAUGAUUUGUAAAUGUUUUUUGCUCAAAUACAAAUAUAUGUGAGUAUUACAUGGGAAUGAUAAAUGUGGGAUAGAAACGUAUUUGAAUAUUUUGUCACAAAAAAUUAUUUAUUUUCAGAUAAAUCAUGUUAUUUCAUGCUGGUAUUGCAAAUAAAAAUAUAUUGUCAAAAACGUGAUAUAACUUGACAUAACUUAAAAAUCAUCGAAUACUUAAUAAUGUACAAAUAAAAUAUUAGAAAAACAAUUUCAGGAUAGUUUCAUAAAUUUUGUAGUGAUUCUUAUAAUUCUUCUGAUUUGAAAAUGUGAUUGAAAAUAUUAGAUGCUUAUUUGACAUUUAAAAAUUAAUAAAACUAACAAUACAGUGUCAAGGAUAAACGGUAUUGAAGUUAGCAAUAUCAAAACUAUUUCAAAUUGAUGUCGCAGAUAUUCUUAAAAAAAGAUACAUAAAAAUUUAUGAUUGUAGAAGAAAUAAAUAGGAUUAACUUCUUGGUCUAAUAAUUGUUUUGAAAUUUGAAAAAUAAUUAACUUGAAAAUACAGAUUUGUAAACAAAUAGGUAUAUGUGCGCUAAAUUUAAGGGCAAUUAUAAACCUUGAUGUAUAUUUAAUGUACAUACAUGUUAUUAUGAAAGUGUACCAUGUAAACGAAAAUUAGCGCUGUUAAUACUACUCUUGAUUAUAGUUUAAUUAAUUAAUAUUCAAAUUAAAAAAUGAAUAAUUUCGUUUCUUUUUUAAACAGUGUUACAACUUUUUGAAAUAUACACAUCGGUAAAUAGACAAUUAAUAGCAUUGUUUUAUUUGAAAAAAAAUUGAAAUUAAUUGUAAUUGGAAAUAUUGCAUAUUAUUCGCAAUGUAUUAGUGUUAUUAUUUUAUUGUAACAGUGAUAUUUACAUAUACAUGUACGUAAAUGUAUAUAAUGUUCUCACUCACAUGAAAUGUGUUUCAUAUUGAUGUAAAAUUUAAUCUAUUAUAGAAUCUGAUAUAGAACUGUUGAAAGUUUAUAAAUAUGUUAUAAUAAAUUACUUUUGUGUGAAUAAAUACGUUAUUCAAAGCUUGUCUUGUGUGAAUGAAUGUUAUACAAAGUAAAAAAAAAUUUAUUAACGAUUAUUUAUUCCGUUGAGAUUAUACGUAUCUUAAAGUUUGAAAGAGUGAUGUUUGUAAGAGAAUGUUAAUUUUAACGAAAUGAUUCUCUUAAAGAUAUUUCUGGGAAGAAUGUAAUGAGAUGCGUCAAAAAAUAUAAAAAGUUCUUUUUUAAUUCA